CUUUUCUCUGUAAUAGAAUUCACAUGGAUGUAUAUAAUUUGCCUCCUAAUUCUUCCAAUCUUGAAAAACAUGUUUCACCCAUGUCUUGUCACAGUGUUCGUUUCUCUUUUUGCUUCUACACAAGUCCUUAUAAUUACCAAUCCAUAAUUUCGUUUUAUUCACAAAUCCAAAGCAUGAAAGAAGAAUAACGAUUCUCUUUCCAAAAAAAUGUUUUAUUGUCUUAUUCUCCUACUAUGUCUCUCUUCUACGUAUCCAAGUCUAUCUUUAAACCAAGAUGCCACCAUUCUCCGGCAAGCCAAACUGAGCUUCUCCGACCCGGCCCAGUCCCUAUCUUCAUGGCCCGACAACGACGACGUCACUCCAUGCACGUGGCGAGGCGUGAGCUGCGACGACACGUCAACCGUUGUCUCCGUCGAUCUCUCAAGCUUCAUGCUCGUCGGACCUUUCCCCUCCAUCCUCUGCAACCUUCCUUCUCUCCACUUCCUCUCUCUAUAUAACAACUCCAUCAAUGGUUCUCUCUCCGGUGACGACUUCAACACGUGUCGGAAUCUCAUCAGUCUUAAUUUAUCGGAGAAUCUUUUGGUUGGAUCCAUCCCAAAGUCACUUCCUUUCAAUCUUCCGAACCUCAAGUUCCUCGAACUCUCCGGUAACAACUUAUCAGACACAAUUCCGGCGAGCUUCGGAGAGUUCCAAAAGCUUGAGACUUUAAACCUCGCCGGUAACUUCCUCUCCGGUACAAUUCCCGCCUCUCUCGGUAACGUCACGACUCUUAAAGAACUCAAACUCGCUUACAAUUUGUUUUCUCCGAGUCAAAUCCCGAGCCAACUCGGAAAUCUCACAGAGCUCCAAGUUCUCUGGCUCGCCGGCUGCAACCUCGUUGGUCCGGUACCUUCAGCUCUGUCCGGAUUAACUCGUUUGGUUAACUUGGAUUUGACAUUUAACCGACUCACAGGAUCUAUCCCGAGUUGGAUCACACAGCUAAAGACCGUCGAGCAAAUCGAACUAUUCAACAACUCGUUCUCAGGCGAGUUACCGGAAGCUAUGGGUAACAUGACGACGCUAAAAAGAUUCGACGCGUCGAUGAAUAAGCUGAGAGGAAAGAUACCCGACGGCUUAAAUCUGUUAAACCUCGAGUCACUCAAUCUCUUCGAGAACAUGCUCGAAGGUCCCUUGCCAGAGAGUAUAACUCGCUCCAAAACCUUGUCAGAACUCAAGCUUUUCAACAACAGACUCACCGGAACAUUACCGAGUCAACUCGGCGCUAACUCGCCAUUACAAUACGUGGACCUAUCGUAUAACCGAUUUUCCGGCGAAAUACCGGCGAAUCUCUGCGGUGAAGGGAAACUAGAGUAUCUAAUUCUUAUAGACAAUUCGUUCUCCGGAGAAAUCUCGAAUAAUCUAGGAAUGUGUAAGAGCUUGACUCGGGUCCGUUUGAGUAACAACAAUCUUUCGGGUCAUAUCCCUGACGAGUUCUGGGGAUUGCCUCGCUUGUCACUGCUCGAACUCUCUGAAAAUUCAUUCACCGGAAGUAUUCACAAGACGAUCUCCAGUGCGAAGAAUCUAUCGAACCUACGAAUCUCAAAGAAUCAAUUUUCAGGUUCAAUACCCAACGAAAUCGGAUCGCUUAAAGGACUGAUCGAGAUUUCCGGAGCGGAGAAUGAUUUCACCGGUGAAAUUCCUAGUAGCUUGGUGAAAUUGAAGCAAUUGAGCAGGUUUGAUCUCAGCAAGAAUCAACUCUCCGGCGAGAUUCCUAAAGGAAUCAGAGGUUGGAAGAAUCUAAAUGAGCUCAAUUUGGCUAAUAAUCAUCUCUCCGGUGAAAUCCCUAGAGAAGUCGGAAUGUUACCUGUUCUCAAUUACCUUGACCUCUCCAACAAUCAAUUCUCCGGUGAAAUUCCGUUGGAGUUACAGAAUCUGAAGCUAAACGUUUUAAAUCUUUCGUAUAAUCACCUCUCCGGUAAAAUUCCUCCUCUCUACGCGAAUAAAAUCUACGCUCAUGACUUCCUCGGCAAUCCCGGUUUAUGCGUUGAUCUCGACGGUCUUUGUCGGAAGAUCACACGGUCUAAAAACAUUGGUUAUGUUUGGAUUCUCCUAACGAUAUUCUUGCUCGCCGGUUUGGUUUUUGUCGUCGGGAUCGUUAUGUUCAUUGCCAAGUGCAGAAAACUCAGAGCCUUGAAGAGCUCUAAUUUGGCAGCGUCUAAAUGGAGAUCCUUCCAUAAGCUUCAUUUCAGUGAGCAUGAGAUAGCUGAUUGUCUCGAUGAACGGAACGUAAUAGGAUCUGGAUCUUCAGGUAAAGUCUAUAAAGCGGAGCUUAGUGGCGGAGAAGUUGUAGCUGUGAAGAAACUCAAUAAAACUGUUAAAGGAGGAGAUGAAUACAGUGAUUCGUUGAAUAGAGAUGUUUUUGCUGCGGAGGUCGAAACGUUGGGAACGAUUAGGCAUAAGAGUAUUGUGCGUUUGUGGUGUUGUUGCAGCUCUGGUGAUUGUAAGUUGUUGGUAUACGAGUACAUGCCUAAUGGGAGCUUAGCUGAUGUGUUGCACGGCGACAGUAAAGGCAGGGUGGUGUUGGGUUGGCCAGAGCGGUUGAGAAUCGCUUUGGACGCUGCCGAAGGUCUAUCGUACUUGCACCAUGAUUGUGUUCCUCCAAUUGUGCACCGCGAUGUGAAGUCGAGUAACAUACUGCUAGAUAGAGAUUAUGGGGCUAAAGUUGCUGACUUUGGGAUCGCUAAAGUCGGUCAGAUGAGUGGUUCCAAAACUCCAGAAGCUAUGUCAGGUAUCGCCGGUUCUUGUGGUUACAUUGCACCAGAAUACGUAUACACGCUUCGGGUGAAUGAAAAGAGCGAUAUCUACAGCUUCGGUGUGGUGCUUUUGGAACUGGUUACAGGGAAUCAACCAACGGAUCCAGAACUCGGAGAUAAAGAUAUGGCGAAAUGGGUGUGCACUACACUUGACAAAUGUGGUUUAGAACCCGUGAUCGAUCCCAAACUCGAUCUCAAGUUCAAAGAAGAAAUUAGUAAAGUCAUUCACAUUGGUCUACUCUGUACCAGUCCUCUCCCUCUAAACCGACCUUCCAUGAGAAAAGUUGUGAUCAUGCUUCAAGAAGUCUCUGGUGCUGUUUCUUGUAGCAGUCCAAACAUAUCUAAACGCUCCAGGAGUGGUGGGAAACUCUCGCCUUACUACACGGAAGAGUUGAACAGCGUUUGAACAUUCAAAUAUGGGCUGAGAUUGGGUUGGGCCCGGAUAGCAAUUUGAUGAUAUGAUGCUAGGUGAAUUGUAAGAAAGAUAUCAGAAACAGAAAAGUGGAGCUUUCUGAUUAGGUAACUGCUCUUAAUGCUAAUAUAAAGUUAUAGUUUGGAUAUUAAUUUUAAAUUAAUGCAAUGUUUGCAAUAUUUGGUGGUUGGUCCACCCAAUAGUCAACCUUCAUUUAAACUGAACUGUGAACUCAUUACCAGUGUAAUCUUGAAAACGGAUGUUCAUUGGAUGAGCGAUGAUCAAUAUUUUAUUUUAU
This is a messenger RNA of Arabidopsis lyrata subsp. lyrata, 3502 nucleotides long. Its product is annotated as receptor-like protein kinase 5. Gene Ontology annotation, biological process: protein phosphorylation. Bases 208 to 3198 code for a protein of 996 amino acids. NCBI's taxonomy places the organism in Eukaryota, Viridiplantae, Streptophyta, Magnoliopsida, Brassicales, Brassicaceae. The record is from RefSeq and is a predicted model, not a curated record. Gene Ontology annotation, molecular function: ATP binding; protein kinase activity; receptor serine/threonine kinase binding. The transcript has 2 exons.